UAGAAUGGAGUGAAUUGACAUAACAAAAGGAAAAAUCCAUACACAUUGUAAACUCACAAAGAAGCAUCCACUGUGUACUAUAUAGGGAGUAAACUAGAUGAAAACCGGCGCAUAUUAGCCUCUUCGAUGGCCAGUAGCCUAAAUAUGCAUAGAGAAUUAGCAUCAAUGGAGGGAGCUGUGAUCUGUUUGUUAUUUGUGAUUGUAUUGUUGUUUAUGCCUGUUUGCGUGAUUUCACUGCGAAUCGGGCCACAUUUCGGAGCGGAUCCAUGUGGAAUGCCGGCGGAUUCUAGGGCUUUGCGGGCAGACCAAUUGACUGUUCUGAUCAACGGCUACUCCGAGCAUCGGAUUCCACUACUCCAUUCCAUCGCCGCUACAUACUCCGCCGCCACCGCCUCCGUCUCUGCCGUUAUUAUUCUCUGGAGCAACCCCUCCACUUCAAGCCAAACGCUAGCCGAGCUCUCGCAAAACCUCACAUCUAUCUCCACUGGCGGCGCCUCAAUCUCAGUGAUUCGGCAGCGAUCUACGAGCCUCAACCUCCGAUUCUACCCGCAGGAAUCGAUCGCCACACGCGCCGUCCUCGUCUGCGACGACGAUGUGGAGCCCGAUAUCGAUUCCAUCAACUUCGCCUUCAACGUCUGGAAAUCCAAUCCGGAUCGCCUCGUCGGAUUCUUCGCCCGGUCCCACGACUACGACCUGUCGGAGAAGAAGUGGAUCUACACGAUGCGCAACGAUAAGUACUCCAUAAUCCUCACGAAAUUAAUGCUUUUCAAAUCGGAGUACCUGUACAAGUACACCUGCGAAACUCCGCCCGAGAUGCUCCGGCUAGUGGACAGAAUGAACAACUGCGAAGACAUUCUGAUGAACGUCGUCGUUUCGGAUUUAACCAACGCGGGGCCAGUUCUGGUGGGGGCGAAGAGAGGGGUGAGGGAUUGGGGUGACCCUAGGAACGAAGGCGGGGUGGAAGAGGAGAGGGGGGUGGGGUUGAGUAGCAGGAGAGGGGAGCAUAGGAAGAGGAGAGGGGAUUGUAUUACGGAGUUUCACAGAAUUGCCGGAAGAAUGCCGCUCCGGUAUAGCUACGGGAAGGUGGUGGAUCACGUCGGCGAACAGGGGCUUUGCCGGAAAGGUGACCGUUUGGUAUUCUGUGAUGACCAAUCACCGGAUUUUAAAUGACACUUAAAAUUUAAAACAAAAAGGUACAUUUUUUUGUAGCAUUUGUUAAAAAAAUUCGUUUAAAUUAUGAAAUCCCAUUAUAGCAAAUUAGCAAUGCAAUUAAUUUGAUCCA
This is a messenger RNA of Ipomoea triloba (trilobed morning glory), 1282 nucleotides long. RefSeq names its product glycosyltransferase family protein 64 C3. The record is from RefSeq and is a predicted model, not a curated record. The transcript has a single exon. Gene Ontology annotation, cellular component: membrane. Bases 127 to 1170 code for a protein of 347 amino acids. Gene Ontology annotation, molecular function: glycosyltransferase activity. Lineage: Eukaryota; Viridiplantae; Streptophyta; Magnoliopsida; Solanales; Convolvulaceae.